GUUACUAAGUACAGUCCUUUAUGGUCUGAGAGGUUUCAAUUCGUGUCAGCGGUGAAGUUGGAUUCUGAUGCGACGUGUUCGAACGUAUUGCCGUUUCGUGAUUACGAGGGGCUGAGCAAGUAUUUUGCUGUUGGAGAUUCGACGGGGAGGGUUUAUGUGUUCUUGAGGAAUGGGGAUGUUUUGGUUGACUUUUACACUACUUGUGAUUCGCCCGUUACGGCUAUGGUUUCGUAUUUGUCAGUUAAUAAGAAUGAGAGUGUUGUGGUUACAGGCCAUCAAAAUGGGGUGAUUUUGCGGCAUAGAAUUUAUGAGGGGUCAAACGGUGAAGAUUUGAAUUCACUUGUGAUGGAACAUGUUGGUAAAUUUGAGAGCAUAGGAGGUGGGGAAGACGGGAUGCCGAUAACCAUAUUGGAAGUUCAUCAUGUUGGAAGGAUACGGUAUGUAUUGUCCACUGAUCUCAGUGGCAAGAUAACGGUUUAUAGAGAGAAUGGGACAGUUUAUGGGUCUGCUAUGCCGGCAAGCAGGCCGCUGGCUUUCUUGAAGCAGAGGCUUUUGUUUCUGACUGAAAGUGGCGCAGGGUCCUUGGAUUUAAGGAGCAUGAAGGUUAGGGAAUCAGAAUGUGAAGGAUUCAAUCACUCUCUUGCUCGGAGUUAUGUGUUUGACACCACGGAGCGGUCUAAAGCGUAUGGGUUUACAUCAGAGGGUGAUCUGAUUCAUGUGUUAUUGUUGGGGGAUAUAAUGAACUUCAAGUGCAGGGUUAGAUCCAAGAAGAAAUUUGACAUAGAGGAGCCUCUUACUUUUCAGGCUAUUAAGGGUUAUUUGUUGAUUGUUAAUGAAGAAAAAGUUUUCGUGUUUAAUGUAUCCACUCAGCAUUAUGUUAGGCCUGGUGGCCCUCGGCUUCUAUUUUCUGCCAGUCUGGAGGAUAUAAGAUCUACAUUUCUAAACUAUCAACCCAUGGAUACACACGGUGAGAGGAGAAAGUUAAUACCUUUAAUAGCUAGUGACCGGGAAAAGCUUAUAGUUAUUGGUCUUGGAAGUGGGUAUGUAGGAAUGUAUCGUUCCAGCCUUCCAGUUUUUAAAGGG
Molecule: messenger RNA, 1083 nt
Organism: Carica papaya (papaya)
Lineage: Eukaryota; Viridiplantae; Streptophyta; Magnoliopsida; Brassicales; Caricaceae
Product: putative membrane protein At1g75140
Molecular function (GO): protein binding
Source: RefSeq, a predicted model, not a curated record